AUGGAGCUGGAACCGAAACCAGUUUUAAACAAUCUCCUGUCUGUCAAUACAUGGGAUGAUAUGGUUUCCUUAGAGGUAGAGCCUCAGCCUAUCAAACUUUCGGUGGAACACUUACUCAUGUACCGGACACGUGGUUCCGAGCUUUCAACAGAACUUCUAAAUACACCAACUCUCAAGGAGACUCCAGAACCACCUCGAUCAUGUCAAGCAGCUUCUCUCAGACCGGAAAAUAGAAGGGCUUUGGCCCUCCCUAAAGCUUCUGAUCUCGAUAAACUGCCAAUCGCUCGACGUUGCUUCGGCUUGCCCGGAUGCCAAAUGCAAGGUCCUGGAUAUCUGAUAGUCCCAGGGCUAUUCAAGGACGCUGUUAUCGUUUCAAUAGAUUUCGAGAACGUGAAAGCUGUUAAACGCCGAACUACGGACACUGUGUUCGCACAAAUGGGUGUUUGCAUCCUUGAUACCCGUGAUCUCUCCGAUUCCUCGAAGACAAAAUCACCUGAGAGCUUGCUUCGCUCUUACAAUUUCUCCACUAGAGCCGUACCGAAGUGGAGACGUGGCCAAGGUUGGAAUUUUAUAUUUGGAGACACAACUUAUACGAGCUUGACAGAGUUUUGUAGCGAGCUCGAAAACUUGAUCGAUCGGUCCAGGAAUAUCAUCUUUCUGGGUCAUAAUGUGGCCAACGACUUGUCUACUCUUAAGGCUUUAGGAUUUGAUGUUAAAACUGGAGUAUCUGCUGUUCUUGAUACGCAACAUCUCAUGAGGACGAUAUUUCUGCCUAAUCAUAAGCCGACGAGCCCGGUUCUUCCUCGGUCGCAGUUUGAUCAGAGACUGGUAGGUCUGCUGAACAUGUUGGGGUGCGAGUGCAGAGAUUUGCAUGUUGGAGGUAAUGAUGCGAACUUCACUAUGAGGGCUUUGCUCUUACUACUAGUGGAGAACUUGAGAAGAACGUACAAUGUUAUUGAACCAGCUCUCAAAGCGAGAGUGGCGUUGAUGGAAAGCAUCGCAAGAGCGAAGUUGCCAGCCCCAGCUUCAGAGAACAAGGCAGCAUCUGUCCAGCCAUUGUAUCAGAUAUCAUCGACUUUCGAAUAUGCUUAUGGGGGAAGGCCUGCAGAAGAGAUUGCGACUCAGGAGUUUCUAAAAUGGCAUUUACAAAUAUCGUGGCAGCAAUACUGGGUUGGGCAGCAAUACUUGGCAUGGCAGAAGCUUUUGUCUGAGCGAGUACCAUUGCCUUGGCAACAGUAUUCUCAAUAAGACCAUCCUCACAGAUACCGGUACAUCCAGGCAGGACAGAGAUC
Mollisia scopiformis is the source of this 1292-nucleotide messenger RNA. RefSeq lists its product as uncharacterized. The coding region runs from base 1 to 1248 and encodes 415 amino acids. Lineage: Eukaryota; Fungi; Ascomycota; Leotiomycetes; Helotiales; Mollisiaceae. The transcript has a single exon. Gene Ontology annotation, molecular function: nucleic acid binding. The record is from RefSeq and is a predicted model, not a curated record. Gene Ontology annotation, cellular component: nucleus.